CUCCCCAAUUGGGCGACGGGGACCCGGGGGGCGUGGCUCACCUGUGGGGUUUGGUAGCCUCUGCCCUUCUCCGCCCAGUUGCCCUCCUGGAAGCAGUGUGGAGAGAUCAGAGGAUGUAUUCGGCCAGGGAAAGCGGUGGAGCCCCGUUGUGGGCCUUGUUGGCCCUAUUGAUGAUGCUGACCGGGGCGGAGUCGGUGCCAGAACAUUGCCACUUGCCCAAAGUUGUGGGCCGAUGCCGGGCUUCCUUCCCAAGAUGGUGGUACAACGCCACCAGCCAGACGUGCCAGAGAUUCAUCUUUGGGGGCUGUAAAGGCAACGACAACAACUUUCUGUCUGAAGAAGAGUGCCAGAAGGGGUGUCCCACAGAUGGAGAUGUGGAGGUACCAGUGACCCAUGACGGACCAGCAGAAGAGAUAAUUACGUCCACCACUAAAGCAGCUACGUCCAGAUCUGGCCGCCGUCGUGAACCAGGAGACGACAGAGUUGGCUUUGAAGAGUUUUGUGCUGCGCCCAAGAAGGUUGGUAACUGCCGGGCCUCCUUCCCACGAUGGUACUUUGACACCAAGACUCGGACAUGCAAGAUGUUCAUCUACGGCGGCUGCGGAGGCAACAAGAACAACUACAUCUUUGAGGAGCAUUGCCUGAACCAGUGCACUGGGAGUGGAGAUAUCAUUGAUGAACCCCUGGGGCCAGAAUCACCGUCCCACUUCUUCCCAGGACCCUUGAUGCACUCCACCAGAGUGGUUCUGGCAAUUCUCCUGGCUGUCAUGGCUGCCAUUCUCCUGGGCUCCAUGGUGUUCUUCUUCGUCAAACUCUGCCGGAGGAACCAGGACGGCACACUGGAGAGGGUAUGGAGCACCAUGGAUGACAAGGAGGCCCUGAUGAACAACGCCUACACACUCUGAGCGCGCACUCCUUGCGAACGUGGCUGGGGCUCUGGCCGCCUGUAAAUAAUACACAAGUGGGAGGGGGGGGGGACCCUCCUCACCAUGUCUCAAUCCUCUGUAGAUCCAUCUUCAUAGGAAUACACCUGGAUCAUAAAUCUAUCCUAGGAGGGGCUCCUUCUCUCAUAGCAAUGAUGACUCCAUUCUCGUCUAUCCAAGGGCUUGUUUGGUUUUCAGUAGAGUUUCUGGUAUGUCCACAUCCAGAAGAGUACAGAAGUUGGGGGAAAUGUUGUCCUCAGGGGUUCGUCACUGUGGUUGUUUGUGGGAGGAAAGGACAAACAAUGGCUGCAGCUGUAAAGCAGGUGGGAUUGAGUAGAUAGCUGUGCCACUUCCCAACCCUUUUUGACAUUUUGCAGCACACUCUUAAGGAGAGUGUAUCUUCCCCUCCUUGAUAAGCAGAAAGAGUUCCAAAUUUUCCUCAGCACUCCUUCCCUUUCUCCUUGGCUAGUAUUUUGGUUGAACCUCUUGUGAACUUCCAUCUCCUCAGUCCAUAAGACAGGGAUCUGGAUACCACAUGGAAUUACAAACGGUAUUUGAUGGGUUUACCUCCUGUUUGCAACCAUCUCCUCUGUCUCCCUCCAACCGCUGGCUAUAUACCUCUUGGGUGUUUUCUUGGGAUCUGAAGCGGGUCUUCUCAUUCUGCGUCUCACUUGGAAAACCAAAUUGCAACCACAUGCAUUUCAGUUUUUGGAGCUCUUCUGCUACUCUCUCUCUCUUGGGUGACUGUUUGAGUUGCUGGGACAGCGGGGAACCUUUUGCUUCUUUCUCUGAAUCAGAUCUCCGUUGGCAUAGCAGGCCUCACCUGGCGUGCCUCUGUCUCAACUCCUGUGCCUGCCUUGAGCAAUGAUGCCCUUUUGCCUUCCAGGAAGAAAGAAGUUUCUGUGUGAGCAGGAUAAGACUUCUGUAGCGUUUAGUGCGUUUUUAUACUUUUUAACAAAAAUCGAAACUUGAUUGCGUUCAGUCUCUUUGGGAAUUGUUCUCUUGAUAAUUGCCUUUUUUUAAAAAAAAUAUUGGAAGGACUGUCAAUAAAACAGAAUAAAAAUGAAA
Messenger RNA from Anolis sagrei ordinatus, 1991 nucleotides. Its product is annotated as putative Kunitz-type serine protease inhibitor. Gene Ontology annotation, molecular function: serine-type endopeptidase inhibitor activity. Lineage: Eukaryota; Metazoa; Chordata; Lepidosauria; Squamata; Anolidae. The record is from RefSeq and is a predicted model, not a curated record.